AUGAAUGAGAAGAACCUCGAUAAGAUGUCUGAGGAUGAUCAAGUCGAAAAUCUUUGGAUAGAGGCAUUUGGCUCAGGAGACUCGGAUCGCAAUCUGGACGUCCCAUCUCCUGGGGCAGACGGAAUGCCUUCGACGUUGUCCCUGCCAACAUCUAGAAACCAGAAAUUUUAUUUUGACGACGAUAUGACGGUUUUCAUUGUCGAGAACGAACUCUUCCGUAUUCAUCGCUACUUCCUCACACGAGAAUCAGAGUUUUUCUGCACCAUGCUUAGCUGUCCUCCAGGUUCCGAAGGACCUGAAGGUACUUGUGAUGAGAAACCAAUUCCGAUUGAUGCUGGAGCGACAUGUAAAGAGUUUGAAUGUGUGCUUGACUAUAUUUUCAAUCGGCGGGGAAAUAACACUGCUCGUCAUCAGACGGAUCGCUAUUGGAUCAAUAUUCUAUCAUUCUCCAAUCGGUUCGACCUGGACGACAUUCGAACUGUGGCAGUUGCCCACCUUCAAAUGUAUCCCAUUUUGAACCCCAUUGACGCCAUCGCCCUCGCUGAACAAGUUGACAUGAAGGAAUGGCUUCUGCCCGCGUACAAGGCGUUAUGCCAAAGAGUCGAACCUCUUCAUUACCUUGAAGGGGAAAAGAUCGGUCUUGAGAAGGCGCUGCAGGUUGCUAGAGCCAGAGAAGCAGUGAGGGAUGCUGCUGGAAGGGACAUCCCUAUUACUCCGAGUCCUGCUAUGCCUCCCGACAUUGCCUGGUCAUCUAGACCAUCGACGCCAGAACCACCACCUUUGUAUAGUGAUUCAUUGGUUACUCGUGUUGUUAAAGAGGUUUUAUGCCAAGGCCCCGGCGCAUGA
This is a messenger RNA of Desarmillaria tabescens, 846 nucleotides long. RefSeq lists its product as uncharacterized. NCBI's taxonomy places the organism in Eukaryota, Fungi, Basidiomycota, Agaricomycetes, Agaricales, Physalacriaceae. Gene Ontology annotation, molecular function: protein binding. The record is from RefSeq and is a predicted model, not a curated record. Bases 1 to 846 code for a protein of 281 amino acids. The transcript is spliced from 3 exons.